Dendronephthya gigantea is the source of this 3773-nucleotide messenger RNA. RefSeq names its product deleted in azoospermia-like-B. Bases 2467 to 3072 code for a protein of 201 amino acids. NCBI's taxonomy places the organism in Eukaryota, Metazoa, Cnidaria, Anthozoa, Malacalcyonacea, Nephtheidae. The record is from RefSeq and is a predicted model, not a curated record. The transcript has 8 exons. Gene Ontology annotation, molecular function: RNA binding.
UCCUCUUUGUCACAGCCAGACGAGCAUCUUUGGCGCGCAAACUAGAAAACAAUGAAUAUUUAUUUUCAACAUCUUUAAUGCUAUAGAAUGACACUUUCGUAGCCAUUUCUGCAUCCCACAGCUGUUGGGGUUGCCUCAGCUGUCAGUGCCUAAUGUGAUUUUAAAUGAUGGAGUAGAAAUACGUCACCAAGUCGCAGCCAAACUUUUUCAUUAGCGUCAUAUCUUAUAUGUCGUCUGCCCAAUUUGUGCGCACGAACUGGAUAGCACAUAUUUAUACAUGAAAAUGGCUUUAGUUGUUUACUGUGAAGCAAGAAAGAUAAUGUUCAAUUGCCAAUCUCUGUGGCACUUUUUGUGUUUUGAUGAUACGCGCAGAUUUAGGCACAUUGUGUGGUAAAAACUCCCUGGAGGUAUAUAACUGUUAUCAAGAGCCGGGUUCGUCCAGAGCCAAGGUUCAUGACCCGCUUCAACACAUACAGCGGGAUCAUUGAAAAUGUUUAUUUUCCGCGUUCUCAUUGAAAAAUGUUUUUCAAACAUCAUAUUUACGACGAUCACUAAAUGUUCUCUUGAAGUGUUUACCGGAUGUCAAGUUUCUCCAUCUAAACCAACAUCGAUACGAUGCAUUUUGCGUUACGCGAUAUAGCCUAAAUGCACCUCAAAAAAAAUGCGCAAAUCGCACAGAUUAGAUCAAAGCCUCAGGUUUAAAUAAAUACUGAAACUCUGUCAUUAGUAAGAGCUGCAAACUAGGCCAAAUCUGCCAUAAAGAUCAAGCUAAAGAUACUCUAUAUAUAUCAAACGACAGAUCUCAUGGCAGGAUGAUGUUUCUUAGGGACGCCAGAGCGAUGUUUGCAAAACAUUUCCAGUUUAACUUUAUAGUUUUAUCGCUCACCUGUUUGACUGUGUUGUAUAUAAGAAAAAACAUACUCCGAAAAAUAACAUCUUGUAAACUCAAGAUAUGAGCUAUAAACAACAAGACAAGAAUUUCAAGGUGAUAUUUCGACUUUAUUUCAAAGUCCUUGUCGAACGAAAUAUCAUCUUGAAAUUCUUGUCUUGUUGUCUUUAGACUAUAAUAGCUCACAUCUUGAGUUCUACAAGCAAGAUGUCAUUUUUCGGAGUAUGUUUUUCUUGUAUUUUAUCAAAUUGUUUGCUGGUAAUGGUAUUUUGUUAUAUAUUGUCCCCAAGUUUUUGUGCUAUAUUCUUGAAGCUCAGUGAUUGUAUUUGCGUUUUCUGAAGCAGAUUUUUGAAUUAAUUCCAAUUCUUUCAACGGAUAAAAAGUGAGAGACAUAUCCCCACGUUCCUGGACGAUUACUUGCACGUCUAAUCAAAUUAAAAAACAGUUUGCGGCAGACGGCUAUAGAAGUCAAAAUAGCGGUGUGUUAGAGGUCUUCUUCUGUACUUUGUCGGGCUGAUAUAGUGUUAGUAGGAUGAUGGUAUGAAAUGACAUAAUCAUUCAUACUGUUUUACCGCGGUGUAUAUUUUUUACCGCACAUCCGUUUAUGGACCCAAAGCGUAAGAUUUCAUCCAAAAGUGGUGCAUGCGCUGCCGACCUACACUGUAAUAUAAACAAGGAGAACUGCCUCUUCUUAGGUCUAGAAUAUUUAUGUUUUUUAUGAUAAGUUACUGGAAGACUUUGCCAGCAUGCUGCUCUCUAGUUAUUUCGGAAGGCAACUAAACAGUCAAUUUUUCUGCAAGGUUUUUCUGAGACAUAAAUUGUUUGUCUGAAAAACAAAACAUACAGUAAUGUUUUUUAAAAUCAUCCAACCUAAUGUAACUGUAUGAGUCAUCAUUUGUAUUUCGCAAACAUGACGUUAUCAUUAUCCGUAAUGAUCAUAUUUUGCACAACAAACAAACAAUACCAAUGCCGACAAAGCUAUUAUGCAAAGUGUGACAAGCGGUAACCUGUCAUUUCAUUACUAAUAAUAACUGUUGCAUACGCAAAUGGCCGUAUUACUAAAAUGAUUCUUUCAAUAAAACCUAAAUAGUUUUAUUCUCCUUUUUAUUAAUUAAACCAAUGGAUAUAAAUUACAGGUUUUAUUGAUUUAAAGUAGUUUUAAUUGAGGAAAGGUAUCUCAAAGUAGGUACCACUAUUUUACGCGGAUUUACGAAAUCUGUUUGUUUUUUUAAUCUGAACAUUUCAUCAAAAAAACGAACCUAAACUAUAAUCAUAUAUCCAUGAUAACACGGCAGUGAUUUGAUCGUUUUUCAAGAUACAUGUCCACAGUCACUUACACUAUUGAUAAAAUAGCAUAUUGUGCGUGCAAAAUAGAAAUGGGUAUCUGCGCAAAUUGAAUUACGCAGCUUGGACCACGAACGAGAAAAUAAAUUGUCACGUGUGUAUCAACACGUCAUUUGGAAUCCCUUUAAAAGCACGAGUUCGAUACUGGGCGUGUGCUGUGCAAUUGUGUCCUUACAGUUUUUAUAAAACACUGCUGAAUUUGGAGAGAUUCGUAUAAGAAAAACUACGUGAAAAUGGCCGAAAUUCAAACUUACUUGUACGGAAAAAAGUUCCCGAACAGAAUCUUUGUUGGAGGUUUACCAAUAAAUACAAGCGCGUAUGAAUUGGCCGAUUUUUUUAAUGUUUUUGGCCAUGUGAUUGAGAGCAAAAUAAUCCUUGAUGAUUCGGGAUUAUCCAAAGGAUAUGGUUUCAUAACUUUUGAACAUAAAAGUACAGUGAAAAAAGUGGAGUCAAUGGGGAUAAUAUAUUUCAAAAAUAAAAAAAUCAACAUUGGUCCAGCAGUCAGAAAAGAGGCUUCUACUGUUCAGCCUGAAAUGGUUAUGUGGGCACAGUCAUCAUUACCAUCUGGUCAACAGACUCAGCAAUCAACACCAUACUUCAACCCAACUUACAUACAGCAACCCUUAGAUCCGUACAAUCAAGUAUAUACCAAUGAUGGUGUUUACUAUAUGAUGUAUCCUAACUACAACCCAGCUGUUCUAAACCAAAAUUAUAUGCAGCCAUACACUGUGUCAAGCUAUCAUGGGAACUGUAGUGUGUACAGUGAUGAAACAAGAAGUAAAAAAUACACAUACAAUGCCAAGAGGAAAAACAUUCCUCCAAGAUUCAUGAAGAAAUAAUUCACAUACCUGCGUCAGCUCUAAAUGUGCCUGCUUAUAUGAUCAAAUCUGACAGGAAAUCAUUUCUAGUUGGCAAUUUAGUAUGCUUGUACAGAUAAAGAUAAGCAAGAGUGCUCGUAUAAUUUUUGUCCUGUCAUAUGUAAUUAUGUACCUACCAAUGGACUGCUAUAUAUUGUCAAUCAAGGAAAUUAUAUUAUAGUUUAAUGACCCUUGAAUCAUAACAAGAUAUAGAACCUUUCUCUAUAUAUUUAUACAUAUUAUAAGUUAUACACUAUUAUACACUGUCUAUGUGCAAUUUUUUUGCAUUUCUAAUGUUUGUCAUAGUGUGACAAUAUACUAGUAAACACAUCAUGUUAAGAUAAAUAUUGUUUCAUUGGAGACAAAUCAGGGUACAUUAAUAUAUAUAUUUGGGUGUUUUAUAUUGAGGUUAUGUGAUGCACCACAUGCGGGAUUGCAUCAAACAAAAUAGCAAGAUUUAUUUCUUUAUAAUGUAAAUAAUUAGUACAGUUGUGCACAGUAUAGGAAAUUAUAACAGCUCGUCCACUCAGUUUACAAGUCUGUAUUUGCAUGCAUACAGCAUUGGACAUGUUAUGGACAACUUAUUUCUUAAGCUGUGGGCAAUCAAUAAAUCUAUAUCAUAUGUAGUGUUUUAUAAUGUGUUUUAGUAUAAUAGAUCAUAUAGGUCAUUAAUGUAUGUCAUG